CCACAUUUAAGGCUCUCAAGUAACACUAGUCUCAGUAUCACUGCCUGUCAGCUCCACACUAUGGCUGAUGUCCUCAAACAACAAGCUCUCAGGAAGGAACAAUGCAGCAAAGAUAAUGGAGUCAAAUCUGGUGCCUGUUUAGAGCACUCAAAACCCAUGAAGGCCUCCAGGGCUCACGAUGCACUUCACAAGGAACUGCUCCUGGCACAUAAGAAGGGUUUGGCUCUGAGCAGCAGAUCAGAACUUCAGCAGGUGCUUGAGAGGAGGAAAAGGGAACAGAGUUACCAGGAUGAGGAACAACAUAGUAGGACUCCUCUGGAGAAAGUCCUACUCAGACGUCAGCAGAAACAGCAUGAGAAAGAGAAAAAACAUGAUGAGGAGGUACGAGAGGAAUCCCAGCUGAUGGAGUUUGUUAGAGUCCGACAGAACUUAAGAAAGAUCCACUCCGUGGUCCAGGACAAGAAUGCAAACUCUUGA
Messenger RNA from Oreochromis niloticus (Nile tilapia), 477 nucleotides. RefSeq names its product protein FAM107A. Gene Ontology annotation, cellular component: neuron projection; synapse; stress fiber. The record is from RefSeq and is a predicted model, not a curated record. Gene Ontology annotation, biological process: actin filament polymerization; regulation of actin cytoskeleton organization; actin filament bundle assembly. The transcript is spliced from 4 exons. Lineage: Eukaryota; Metazoa; Chordata; Actinopteri; Cichliformes; Cichlidae. Bases 61 to 477 code for a protein of 138 amino acids.